Messenger RNA from Suillus plorans, 1011 nucleotides. Its product is annotated as NUDIX hydrolase domain-like protein. Gene Ontology annotation, molecular function: coenzyme A diphosphatase activity; acetyl-CoA hydrolase activity. Gene Ontology annotation, biological process: coenzyme A catabolic process. The coding region runs from base 1 to 1011 and encodes 336 amino acids. The record is from RefSeq and is a predicted model, not a curated record. The transcript has 5 exons. NCBI's taxonomy places the organism in Eukaryota, Fungi, Basidiomycota, Agaricomycetes, Boletales, Suillaceae.
AUGGCUCUCUCUUCUACCAUCCCAAAGCUUACUAGUACACAACCUAACUCUGAGAAACGCUUAGGGGACAUCCCAACACAUGUGCUCAAGCGCCUCACUUCAAAGUCUAGAGCAUGCGUCGAGCGUCUGAGGACAUGUCAAUUGGAUAGACCUGACCUCUCUCGACAACCAACCUCCAAACUCGCAGCUGUGCUUGUUUUACUGUACGAGCAAGCUGGAGAGCUUAGAGUCUUAUUGACGACCCGGUCCAAGUCACUGCGUGCACAUCCAGGACAGACAGCAUUACCUGGCGGCAAAGCAGAUGAGGGAGAUGAGAGUUUGGUCUGGACUGCUCUUCGCGAAGCAAAUGAAGAAGUUGGUCUUCCUCUUCCGCCCACAUCGUCAAAUAUACAUUUUAUAACAACACUCCCGCCCUUUCUCUCUGCAUCUCAGUUGUUGGUAACGCCCGUCGUCGUGCUUUUAUCUUCGUCGCUUCCACUCGUCACUUCGUCCCCGUCAUUCUCGACUUUGGACAGCUCCUCGAAUGCAAGCUCCAACACACCACCCAAGUCUUCUUCUCACCCAAUCCUCACUUCCCUCACUCCCUCUCUCACAGAAGUCGACAGGAUAUUCGAUCAUCCACUCGAAGCGAUGCUGGACCCUCGUCUCUCGUUGAACAAAGGGGAGUCGCUCGUGGAUGUGGGAGAGGACUGGCCAUAUAGUGCUGGGGAUGUGUAUAACCCGUCCGACGUCCGCCUCGACGCAUUCGACGGACUCAUAUAUAGGAUGCACCGGUUCAGAACAUGUGCAUCUCCUAUCAAGGGGCUUACAGCUGAUAUUUUAAUCACCGUCGCUGAACUCGCAUACGGGCGCAAACCCGUCUACGGACGAUACCCAUCUGAUUCAAGUUCAGGGUCAUCAUCCGAAGACACGAACUUGGAAGGGGAGACAUAUCAGGCACUUGUGAGGAGGCGUAUGGAAGAGAACGAGAGGGCUUUUGCAGUUGUUGUGGAGGAAGGCGGGCAGACGUGA